AUGGGGAUGUCUAAAAAUCUCAAGGUUGUUCUAUCUCUCGUUUUCCUAGUGUUCUUGGCUCUUGUAGCCACCACGACUGAGGCAAGAGACCCCAAGUAUAUUGACUAUAGAGGCAUUGCCGCUGGAGAUCAUGCAAGGAAUUGUGAUAAAGCACGCCCUUGGACCUGCAAGAAGGAUGAUGCCAAUGAUUACAGUCGAGGAUGCACUAAGGAAAACCGUUGCGACCGAGCAGCUGGGAUCGGUAGAAGCCUGUGA
Molecule: messenger RNA, 255 nt
Organism: Microthlaspi erraticum
Lineage: Eukaryota; Viridiplantae; Streptophyta; Magnoliopsida; Brassicales; Brassicaceae
Source: the annotation of a GenBank genome assembly